AUGGAGCGAGACCGACAUCUUCCUGAGCACGGAAUUCCACCAGAGCCUCCAACGGUCGACCCCGCCGCCGCCUUACCUUCCCCAAGGGUCGACGCUGGGACGGUUCCUGGCUCCUUCGCAUCAACGGAGCGCGCCCCCAGCGGGAGCGGAAUUCUCGAGCGCGCAUCCGGCUCCACGGGAGGAGUGGUCGAGCGCACCGGUAGCACUUCCCUUUACACUCCUAGAUGGGCACGCGGGGCAGGAGGAGCACCUGUACCCCCUUCCGCCAUGGCCUCUGCGGCUGCCGCCGCAACAGCCGCCGCGUCUGCCUCCGCGUCUGCCGCCGCUGCCGCAGCCGCCGCCGCAGCCGUGCCUUCGGAUCCAACCACUCCUAGCGGCCCGCUGACGGCUCCGUUAGACGUCAGUUUUACCUCCACUAACACGCCCACUCCGUUAGGGUUUCAGCAAGGCUUUCCGGGUUUCCAGCCACGGGAUCCGGAGCGCGACAGGCGGAAUCUGUCCAUGGAGAUGCCGGAACCCCCCCCUCGGCGGAGAACCCGCCCUGUCUCUUCCGCCAUCUACCCUCGCCCCCACGUCGCCGCUUCCCCCGCCGACGGCAUGGCGCACCGUGGAAUGGGCAGCGACUUGAGCGGAGACGCGCGGCUCUGGUCCCCGUCGCAGCAUCUCCAGCGCGGGCGCAUGCCGGAAGCCGCCUUCCCCAGUUACCGCCCAGGCGACAGUGGAAUUCUCCGCGGCGGGAGGCGGCCCGGCGGGCCGAUGUCCGGGCAGUUUCCCGGCCCGGGCAUGGGAAAGUCGGGCAUGAUUGGCCAGUCGGGGUUGAUUGGGCAGUCGGGAAUGUUUCCGCCGCCGUCGGCGAUCCCCCAGUCAGGGUCGUGGGGGGGGACGGCGCCGAACACGCCGAGCAUACCGAAAUCGAAUAUAGUGCAGAAAUCUAUGAUUAUGUGCAUGGAUCCGACGUGUAACAAGUGCCCCCCCGAGAUGCACGCGCUGCGGAACCGGAAGCUUAUGGCGGCGGCGAUUGACGAGUUCCCGCAGCCCCUAGCGUCGAAAGACGCGCGCGGAGGGGGGAGGCGGGGGAGCGACGGGGGCGGGGACGGCGGAGGGGACGGGGGAGGAGGCCGCGGAGGAAUGGACGACUUUGAGUAUGAUUUUGACGAGUUUGAUUUCGAGGACGACGAGGAGUAUGACGAGGAGACGGGCGGCAAGAGGACAAUCAUUCGCUGCUGCGGCCUGCCAUGCUUUGUCUUCACCAGCAGGGGAAAGCGCCGGUCGCCGAUGCUGGGGUUCUUCCGAUUUGUGGAGGGGCUGGUGCAACCCGUGGGCAUCCUCAACCCGCACUCCAGGUUCGUGGCGCAGUGGAACAAGUGGUUCAUGGUCACGUGCAUCUUUGGCUUCUGUAUCGACCCCUGGUUCCUCUUCACACUCCUCACCAUGUUCUCGCCCUCCAAGGUCACCCUGUGCCUAGACAUCAACUACCCUGCUGCCAUCACUCUCACUGUCAUGCGUUCAGUUGUGGAUCUUAUGUAUCUGAUCAACAUAUUUAUACAGUUCCGCAUGGCCUAUUUCGUCCCAGCGCCCAGCAACCGCUCCUAUAGAUGGAGCUGCCUGCAAUGGUGGUACACCGAUCCGUCGAAGCUGGCCCUCCCAGAGCUGGUUCCGGGGGAUAUGGUGACGGACACGAGGGUGAUCGCCAUUCGAUACCUCAAGUCCUGGUUCCUCGUGGACCUAGUUUCCACCUUCCCCAUACCCCAGAUAUUCAUCCUGGGAAUCGUCCCAGCUCUCGGCAAGUCCGUCCCCACAGCAGCCAACACGUGGAUCGCCGUGCUCACGCUGCUCGCCCUCUGCGUUCAGAACAUCCCCCGCGCCGCCCGCUUCUUCCCUCUCCUCGCGGGCACGGCGCCGCACGUGACGGGCUUUGUGUUUGAGACCGCCUGGGCUAACUUCUUGCUCAACCUGGUCUUCUACCUCAUGGCGUCUAACUUCGUGGGAGGCGUCUGGUACAUUCUUGCAAUCGACCGUUUCAGCGAGUGCCUGCAAAACGUCUGCACCAACACAAAGGGUUGCAACCCCACCUACCUCUACUGCGGCAACACCAACGCCCCUGUCAUCACCGUCACCGCUGCGGACCUCUUUUCACCGCAGUACACCGGGAAGAACGUCACCACAUGCCUGUACACCCCUGGGGACGACGGCAAAACGGAUUCCCCCAUCCCGUACGGGGUGUUUGCAAAUGCAAUCCCGCUCACGUCAAGCCCGGACGUGGUCUCAAACUACCUAUACUCCUUCUUCUGGGGACUGCAGCAAGUGAGCACGCUGUGUGGCAAUCUACAGCCAUCGCGGUGGGAUGUGGAGGUGCUAUUCGUCAUCAUUGUAAUCAUAAUUGGUCUGCUGCUGCUGGCGCUCCUCAUCGGCAACAUCUCCAACUACUUGCAAUCGCUCAACAGAAGGUCAUUCGAGUAUCAGUUGCAGCGUCACGACAUCGACUCGUGGAUGCAGCGCAGGAACCUUCCUGUCGACCUCCAGAAGCAAGUGCAGGCGCAGCUGCGGCUGCAGUGGGCGGCAACUAGAGGGGUGGAUGAAGCAGAGCUGCUGGACGGUUUCUCAGACUCCAUUCAGAUUGACCUCCGCCGCUCAUUGUGCCUGGAGCUGCUGCAAUGCUCCAAGCUGUUUUGCGCCAUGGAGCCCCCAGUGCUCGACGCCUUCUGUGCGCGGCUGAAGCAGCAGAUCUACACGGCUGGUUCAAUGAUCAUACGAGAGGGCUACCCCGUCUCGCGCAUCUUCUUCGUCCUCCGAGGGGAGCUCGAGAGCUUCUCAACCUUUGGGGGCCACACGGGGAUGGUGGAUACGAUGGUGCUGGGCAAGGGGGACUUCCUGGGCGAGGAGCUGCUGGUUGACUGCCUCGAGAAAAUCGAUGCUGCCAGCGGGAGGAGCUCAGGACGUUCCCUCACCUUGCGCCGAUCCAUAUCAGUGACGCCAUCAUCGCUCACCAGCUCUGCCAACCUCUCCCAGCCUUCCGUAGACGUGCUGCCAACGGCGCAUCGGUCCGUGCGCUGCCUGGGGCCCGUCGAAGGGUACUCGCUGGAGGCUGCUGACGUGGCGUCUGUGUGCAAGCAGUUUGCUCGCAUGCUCUCCACCAAUGCCGUGCAGUGCGCUCUCAACCAAAUUUGCUUCAACAGACGAACGCACGCCGCCCGCACGAUCCAGGUGGCGUUCCGUCAGUACUUGAGACGAAAAUAUGGGCUGUCCUUGCCGGAUAUUGUUAAGGCGGUUAAGAAUAGGCGCAUGGCGGCGGUGCUCAACAAAGCGCAGGAGCUGAGAAAUACUAGUGCUAUUAGUAGUUCUGCUGCUGCUGCUGCUUUGGCUGUUGCAGCUGCUGGAAGCGGGAGUGUGAGUGCUAGUGGGAGGAGCAGUGGCACGGAGAAGGCAAAGGGGGAUGAGGAGAAAGGGGAUAAAGGGGAUAAGGGUGAAGGGAAGGUGAGGUUUGCUGUAGAUAAAGGAGGCAGUGGACGCGAUAAAAAGUUGGAGUAA
Messenger RNA from Closterium sp. Yama58-4, 3528 nucleotides. The record is from the annotation of a GenBank genome assembly. Lineage: Eukaryota; Viridiplantae; Streptophyta; Zygnematophyceae; Desmidiales; Closteriaceae.